GGAUACAAUUUGUAAAAUUCGCAAAUACUCCACUUUUAUCGCUCCGUUGCAUAUUACAAGUAACAGGAAAAUAGUUUAGUAGUCUUGGAGUGUUCUUCUUCAAGGCAGGUUUUAUUAUUGGGAAAAUGGCGAUAGGACUCAAAUCGUUAAGAACUAUUGCGGAUAUCUCGUGUAUUAUUGAUAAAGGGAAAGAGUAAAUCUCGAACAUUUAUAAAGUGGAAAGUGAUUAAUAAAUGUUGUAAUUGUGUUUUGGACAAAUCUAAAAAUGGAAAAUCUCGUUAAUAAAGAUAAUUUUGCGCAAGAGAAUCAGAAAAAAUCCGCAAACUUAGAAAUUGUUGAUGUGAAUGCAUUAGGCGUAAAUGCUAACGCUACUUCUCCCAAAAAUCAUGUUUCAGAGCAGCAGCUACAAAGUCAACCACAAAAGACAAAACGCAAACACCGGCGUGGCAAGCCAAAACCCAAAAAUGCCAACAAACCAUACAAAAAUUGGAAAUUUCAGGUACCGCGACCAAAUUUCAAUGGAUGUAGCGGUGGAAUGAACAACAGGAAUGGAGCACGCCCCAAAAUCCUACGGUCACGAUCAUUGGUGCCAUACAAUACGAAUAAAUUUCUAAUGGAAGAGCAUUUGGCGGAAGUGCCAAGUUCGCUGCUAACACCCUCUGGCCGUACACGUGAUUCAAGCUUUUCUGUCGAUUCCGAGGAUAACUACUUCUUCUCAUUGCCAGAAGAUGAGGAGGAAUUUCUAACAAAGGAGUUUGCCAAUGUCUAUGAAAAGGCGCGUGUUGAACGAUUGGAAAAUUUGACUAAGCAGCAACUAAUAGAGGAAUGUUUACAAAUUGAGGAUCGAUACUCAUCAGACCAAGGACGUCAGCAACAGUUAAAUGUUCAACGUAUAAGUUCAGAAUUCAUGUCGAAGAUAAGGAUCCUGGAGGAAAAAGUACGAGAACUAUCGCGUGAAAAUUAUAAUUUACGUUGUCAAUUAAUGCGCUCAGCGGCAAUGGCCGUUGCAGCUUCGCCUCCCUCUGCUGCACCACCCACCGGGGCUGCCUGUCAACCGACGCCAAUGGACUCUUCUAGUGUUGAUAGUGAAAGUGACAGUUCCAGUUCUUCCUCUUCGUCCUCUUCUUCUAAUAGAAGUGCAGGAGUUCAACGUAAUAAUAAUAUACGACAAAGACGACUUCGACGAAGCUGUUCUUCACGUAGUUCCUUAAGUGAUUAUCGAGCUUCUAAUGAGAAUGAUCAAAUGGAAAGUGAUGAAGGAGAUAAUAUAGUGAGUGGUGCUAAUGUUAUUGAUGUAAAUACCGAAAAUAAGUCUCUACGAGCUUUGACAAAUUUUAACUGUGAAGGACGCCUAUCAAAUGCAAACGAUAGAAGCAUUGUUGUUGAUGCAGAAAUGGAGGAUGACUUUCCCUCAUUUUCUCCUAUUUUAGACAGUGUAGACACCGCACAAUCGUUAGAGAAUGCAACAGCGCCUUUAGAAGCGACUCAUUAUAAUAAAAAUGCAGAAGCCAACCAAAGCGGCGAACUAAAUUGAACUCAAUAUCACGAAUAUUAGAAUUUAUAUAAUAUUUUUCAUAUUGUUUGCCGUACGACUUUGCUAAAUAAUCUAAAACAUGACAUUUAUUCGCAGUAAUUUUUUGGUUAUGAAGCUUUCAAACAUAAAAAGAUCCAAAUAGUGUCUAAAUUAAAAAUAUCUCUUUUUCAACGUUGAUCAUGUUAAUGAGGCUAAAAUAAUUGUUCGAAGAGAAUUCACUAGUUUUUUCAACUGCUACGAUUUUAUUAAUCUACAUUUUUAUUGUGUUAUGAAUAAAACUUCUGCGUAUACGAUUAUUAAGAUCAUUUUAGUUUCGGCCGGAGACUUAAAUAUUAAUAUAUUAAUAUGAAAGCCCAAAAAAAGUUAUUAAAAGUUCACAAUUUCAUUUCAAUUGUAAUUAAUUUUCUUGUAUAUAUUGCUAUAAUACAAUUAUAAAUAAUUUUAGCUAAGUGGAACAAUUAUUCGAGGUCUCCAAAAAAACAGUGUAAUUACUAUUUUUGGCUUAUUUUUAUUUGGUUCUUUAUGUUAAAAAGCUGGCUUGUGUGAACAUCUUUUCAAACACUUUAUGCAUUUUUAGUUUUAAAAAGUGCAUUUAUUAUUUAAAUUACGAAUUUUCUUUGCCUCAUGCAUACCAUACAUAUACAUAUAUAUAAAUAUAUAUAUAUAAACUAAAAUAAUACUAAGAUAUGAACCUGCGUUGGUAAAUUUAUCAAUAUUUUGUAGACAUUAACUAUAAUAAAAGUCUUAUCCUUUUGUACACAAGCCAAAAACAAAUUUGGAAGCGUACAAAUUGUUUGUACAAAUUGUUUUAAUGCAUACAUUUAUUUAUUAGUCACUUGUCGCAAUGCUCGAACAUUUUUGGUAAUCAUAAAUAUAUAGUACAUAUAAAAAUACCAAACUUGUGAUAUUUUCAUAUGUAACUUUUAAUAAAAAAAAAAUUGGAAAAAAUCAACCCUUUUGGCAUAUAAAAAUUGAAAAAGAAAAAAGACAAAAAUAUUAUGAGUAUGUUUUGGACAUUUACUAAUAUAUUAAAUUAUUAUUAUUACAUUAAAUUUCUCAAAAACGAAAAAAAUAACUAUUAAUUUUAACAAAAUAUUAAGACCAAGACUCCUGCUGUUUGUAUUUGAUAUACAGAAAUGUGCAUAUUGGUUGAGAAGUGUGUAUGUAUGUAAAUAAAAACGUGUUGCAAUACACUCUAAGCCGUUCUCAAUUUUA
Bactrocera oleae (olive fruit fly) is the source of this 2749-nucleotide messenger RNA. RefSeq names its product Hexamethylene bisacetamide inducible (gene Hexim). Gene Ontology annotation, molecular function: 7SK snRNA binding; cyclin-dependent protein serine/threonine kinase inhibitor activity. Gene Ontology annotation, cellular component: cytoplasm; nucleus; nucleoplasm. Lineage: Eukaryota; Metazoa; Arthropoda; Insecta; Diptera; Tephritidae. Gene Ontology annotation, biological process: negative regulation of transcription by RNA polymerase II; negative regulation of cyclin-dependent protein serine/threonine kinase activity. The record is from RefSeq and is a predicted model, not a curated record.